Molecule: messenger RNA, 1741 nt
Organism: Perca fluviatilis (European perch)
Lineage: Eukaryota; Metazoa; Chordata; Actinopteri; Perciformes; Percidae
Product: zinc finger protein 75A-like
Exons: 3
Coding region: 40-561 (173 amino acids)
Cellular component (GO): nucleus
Source: RefSeq, a predicted model, not a curated record
UGGCGUUCUCAUGUCAAAAGACAUAAAUGUGUUGGUCCGAUGGAAACAGAAGCUGAUGGAGAGGACUGUGGAGGACCAGAACCAGCCAGGAACUUACAUCCACUUUUACAACCAGAGACUGAACACCAGACUGGAGACUCUUCUGAACCUGAAAAUGAUGACAGUGCUGAUUGGAAGGAGACCAGAGAACCUCAGUCAGCUUUAAACUCUUUGAAACAUGAUUCAAGAUGUAAGAAAACAUUCAGCUUCUGUAAGAAAUCUUUCACACGAAGUGGAGAUUUACGGAAACACAUGAAAACUCACACAGGUGAAAAACCUUUCAGCUGCUCAGUCUGUAAGAAAUCUUUUUUACAGAGUGGAGAUUUACGGACACACAUGAAAACUCACACAGGUGAAAAACCUUUCAGCUGCUCAGUCUGUAAGAAAUCUUUUACACGAAAUGGAGAUUUACGGAAACACAUGAAAACUCACACAGGUGAAAAACCUUUCAGCUGCUCAGUCUGUAAGAAAACUUUUACACAAAGUGCACAUUUACAGUCACACAGGCGAACUCACACAUGAGAAAAACCUUUCAGCUGCUCAGUCUGUAAGAAAUCCUUUACAGAGAGUAAAUUUAGGGUCACACAUGACAGUCCACACAGGAGAGAAAAAAUACAGCUGCACUGUUUAUAACAAAAGAUUUGCCUGGCGUUCUCAUGUCAAAAGACAUAAAUGUGUUGGGCUGAUGGAAACAGAAGCUGAUGGAGAGGACUGUGGAGGACCAGAACCAGCCAGGAACUCAUACCCACUUUUACAACUAGAGACUGAAGACCAGACUGGAGACUCUACUGAACCUGAGACUGGUGACAUGGAAUAACGUUUGUGCCUUUAAGUGGCCUGAUGUUUAUACUUGUGCGCUGGUGUGUUACUCGAGCCGGCAUGUGUGCAUGAACCAGGAAAUGAGUCUGGGGAAAUGUAACGCUACCAAGCCACGGCCGAGCGACCUACGCCACUGCAACGUGUAGUUAAAUUUUUUGAGACGUGCAUGUCCGGCUGCGGCGUAGGGUCAGGCGUAGACGCAGAUAGGUCUGUGGGGGUACAUUGUCGAUUCAACGUAGAAGCAUAAAACGGCCUUAAGUAACCUAUGUUUGUUUCCUGAGUUUUGUCUUUGAAGCAAAGCUGAGAUGGACAUAUUAUGCUCUAUAUAAAACUAUAAAAACUCACUUGUGCAUUGCUAUGUUCCAAGGUAAUAUGAUCAGUGACACCAAAAUGAUUAAGUUCUUUUGACAUGUAUAGUGUCUCCUAUGCCACUAAUUAGGCCAUGGUAAAGCUAAUAAUGUAAAGAAAUAUAAUUUUUUGAAAUGACCGGUGUGGUACACCAGGACAUGCUGAGUACCCUCCAGGAUGAAAUACAGUGAAAUUAUUUGAAGUAAACAAUCUGUUGACUAGCAUGUACAUAAGUAGUUAUUGUCUGGGUCACAACGACCUAGGUGUACUUAAGAAAAGGAAGAUGAGAGGACUGUUAGAAGUAAAAAUAUCAACAGUUCAGGUCCAUCUAAAGAUGUAACCAACAUGAGGUAACUGUGGGCGUGAAUGUGUCCAACUGACACCGCCCAAAAUGUUUUAUAAGAAGAGAGUCAUAUGAAACUUAGAUUCAGUUGUCUAUUGGACUGACUAUCACCGGUGGUCAGUUGAUGUGUCCGAGGAAGCUCGGUUUGUUUGUUAAAAUGUAACAAAUAAAUCAGCAUGGAGUGAAUAUCAA